This is a messenger RNA of Cloeon dipterum, 2447 nucleotides long. RefSeq lists its product as uncharacterized. The record is from RefSeq and is a predicted model, not a curated record. Lineage: Eukaryota; Metazoa; Arthropoda; Insecta; Ephemeroptera; Baetidae. The transcript has 7 exons. Gene Ontology annotation, cellular component: SCF ubiquitin ligase complex. The coding region runs from base 300 to 1751 and encodes 483 amino acids. Gene Ontology annotation, biological process: SCF-dependent proteasomal ubiquitin-dependent protein catabolic process.
GCAGAUUGCUAAACCAAAAACCAAAACAGUGAAUGCAUAGAUAUUGCAGCCAAUCGACCCAGUUUUUCGGCCGCUGAGUGGUUGUCUACGUAUUUCAGACGUGCUACAAGAAGAGGGAGGAAUUAAUCUCAUCGACGAAGAUAAUUUGGCAGAAAUUUUCUGUCGCUUGGUCUUAAUUUGGGUCUAAGGAAAAUACUACGCAGAAAAUGGGCGGAUCUUGGAGAAGCUCUAGUGCAGCUGUACCCUAGCAACAACUCGGGAAAUUGCUGUGAACAAAAGCAGAGCGAGCAAUUGAGAUAAUGCCGCGGAAGGAGCCAAAGCGACUUCACGCGAGCUCCGCGGCGCGGAUCAGCAAGUCGCUGGCCAGCAUGUGCAAAUUCAUCGACUUCACUCGGCACGAGCUGGACACAGCCGACGAGAUGAAGGCUGAGCUGACGCGGCUGGCCCGCAGCCUGCCAGGGCCCAGCCUCGAGCAGGUGAUGACGGACGUCGUGUCCCAGCUGGAAAACGAUCUUGGACUCGGCGAUGGCGAAGACUCUGGCCUCGCCACGGCUCUCGCUGUCUUCCUCCAACCGCAGUUGCGAUCCGUCAACCUCAGUUCUACCUUUCACAAGGUACGACUGCACCCUCAACUGCGGAGCAACUGCAGUUCCACCGUGCACUCGAGCCUCUCCAGUCUGAAGUACCUGAGCCACCUCAACCUGAGCAUGUGCGCCACGAAUCAGGCCCUGCUCACCAUUGCCAAGAACUGCCCAAACCUGAUCUCACUUAAUGUCUCCUGUUCUGAUGAACUCAACGACGAAGGGCUCCUACACCUGGUCCCCAAAGACUCUGAAGGAUGCGCCAACCUCAAGAUGCUCAACCUGCUCAAAGUGUGGCAGCUGACCCCUAAGUGCGUGGCGCUGGUGACGCGCGGUUUGACCCAACUGGCACAUUUGGCUUACGAUAGGUUUGGCGAAAUGAUGCAAUGCGUGGAAAACAAGGACGAUGCGCUGAAGUUGAUCAACUUUGACCACUCUUACAGCAUUUACAAGCCCACUUACGAGGAGGUGUGCGCUGCCUGUAAAAUUUGCCCUUUCGUCUCGGAGCUAAAGGUGAACACAAACGACGAGUCACUGCCUUUGUUCUGCGUUCUGGAAAGAGUCGAGCACGCCACAAUUGAGUUGGAUGGCGAGAUGAAAAGCGGCACCGAAAUGUGGCUGCAGCAAUCAGGGCCUGGACUGCGCAGCAUUGACCUUAGCGUCGGCCACGACAUCACCUGGAAGCAGCUGCUGCACCUCGCAGAGAACUGCCAGAACCUGAAGAAGCUCAAGUUCACGGGGCAAAACCUCAUUUGGGACCAGGGUGCUUUCUCAGAAAUAAACGUGGCUUUUCCUCGGCUAGAGGAGCUGGAGCUGAACUUCAAAGGAAUCCAAGCCAUCCACGAGAACCUGCUCAAGUGGGUGCUGGCGUCUGCGUGCGACAGUAUUAAAUGUCUCAAGAUCGAUGGCCCUGUUCCGUUCAUAUGUGAUACCUUCAUUGAGUCCGUCUUCAAGGACUUCCCGAUGCGUAACUUGCAGGAGUUCUCUUUCCAAAAGGCGCGUCAGGGACAGCUGACAGUACAAACCUUGAGGCUGGCCAUCAAAAACUGCCCUGAUCUGCAGCGCGUGAACCUGAGCGGCUUCACCCUGGAAGCCAGUGAUAUUGACGCAGUGAGGAAGGAGAUCGACCAGAGUAACCUAAACAUCAAGUUCUUUGUUGACCCUGCAUGAGAAGUACAUUUUGUGCACCACUUUAGACCAGGGAUACACUUUUCCAUCAAUUUUUUACACCCACAGUUGCUGCAGAUCUAAUCAGAUUUAGUGAGGUAAUCCUUAGAACCUGUAUGACAUCUCAUUGCCUGGUUUUAUUAACAUUUUGUUUUAAAUUAACAAAAAAAAAAUCCAAAUAGCAAUCGUAAAGUAAAAAUAUUAGCUGAAAAUAGUCAAUCAAUUGUGGGUUUGCAUCCCUGCUUGUGUCCACUUUAGCUUUUAGUCUUUGUACCUCGAUAUCUAGGUUUAUUUGUGGGAGCCACAAGAUUGAUAAUAAGUUUUCUAUUAUUUUCAAAUCAUAUUGCUGUCAUUAUUUUCACCAAAAAUUUGCCAAAGCACUACUUGUACACUAUUUUUUUUCAAAAGUACUUCUUUGGUUCACUUUAUAACAUUUUACUGCAUAUGAUAGAAAGUAAAUAUGUAGAUGCCACGAUUCUAGAAAUUUUUCACCGGAAAGAAAUAUUUAUGCACUGACCUUGCAUAAGAAAUAUGAAAUUUAUUUGAUAUCUCAGAAAUCUAAAUUUAUUUGCUGUCUAGAUUUUGAUAACAGCAUGCUUGUAAUUACCGUGUUUUGUGUGCUAUUAUUUUGUCGGUUUAUUUAUUGAGAUAAUCGCAAAGAGAUUUAAAAUAAAGCAAAUGGAUUUUGAAAUUUAUAAA